This is a messenger RNA of Trichogramma pretiosum, 657 nucleotides long. RefSeq names its product ankyrin repeat domain-containing protein 1-like. The record is from RefSeq and is a predicted model, not a curated record. The transcript has 2 exons. NCBI's taxonomy places the organism in Eukaryota, Metazoa, Arthropoda, Insecta, Hymenoptera, Trichogrammatidae. Gene Ontology annotation, cellular component: nucleus. Gene Ontology annotation, molecular function: protein binding. Gene Ontology annotation, biological process: regulation of gene expression. Bases 1 to 657 code for a protein of 218 amino acids.
AUGGCGUAUAAUUAUGUUAAUCGACUAGAACUAGACGAGUUGAAGAGAUGGCGAAUGGAUAGAAGCAUUAGUCACCUGCACCUAAGUUGCCUUCGAGGCUUUUACGACGUGGUCGAAAAAUUCCUCGACAUCUACCACAUAGAUCCGAAUGCAUGUCCCAUACCGAGAACAGGUAACUCGCCGCUACACUUGGCCCUGGCCCGUGGUCAUCAUCGAGUAGCCGAACUGCUGGUGAGGAGAGGCGCCAAUCCUAAUACGGCCAACGAAGAGAGAUCGACUCCUCUACACAUGAUUUGUAGGAGUCUGGCCAACUAUGGCAUCGACUGGGCCGAGUGGCUUAUGAAUCUUCGCGACGAAUUGCAUCGGCCCCUGCACGUCAAUAGUCAAGAUCGUCAAGGCAAUGCACCCCUGCACUCGGUUCAGAGGGCGCACAUGAACCCGCUGCGUUGUCUGAAAACGAGCCGGGCGUUGCUAGAACGAGGUGCCGAUGUCAAUUUAAUCAAUGCAGAUGGACAGGCACCUCUGCUAUUAGCUGUAUGUAGUCUCAUGCCCGACGUUGUAAAAUUGCCUCUUGGACAACGGCGCCGAUUUAUCAAUAUUCCUCUUUCCCGAGAGGGGAGAGCUUCGAUGCCAUUUGGGGUCGAAAUCGGUGCGUGA